This is a messenger RNA of Penicillium psychrosexuale, 1773 nucleotides long. RefSeq lists its product as uncharacterized. The transcript has a single exon. The record is from RefSeq and is a predicted model, not a curated record. NCBI's taxonomy places the organism in Eukaryota, Fungi, Ascomycota, Eurotiomycetes, Eurotiales, Aspergillaceae. The coding region runs from base 1 to 1773 and encodes 590 amino acids.
AUGACCUGGUCUGAUAAAAAGUUCGGACCUGAUGGCCCUUGGCAAGCGGUCACGGUGUCCAUCGGAAGCAACUACUCUGAACUUGUUGUGCCUUCAUCGGUAGUGGCGUUGUACCCGGGAGGUAGUUGGGAAAGUAAAAUCCUACUACCUUCCAUAUGUGACAACAAGUCCCUCUCGUCGGUGUGCUAUAGGGAUAAAGCGGGUCUUUUUGACAGCGACGUAUCAGUCACCUUGGACAAUAACUCAAUUUCAUUGCCUCCAUAUGGAGCAUGGGGUUAUGUGGACUGGGGAUAUACGGACGCAGUUCCAGUUUAUGCCAAAGCACGACGAGGAACAGAUUGGAUAACCAUUGACGGUGCUCACGUUCCUGCUGUCGACUUGAUUAUCAUAUCUGCUGGAUGGCAGACUUACCCUGGUGGACAAGCAUACCCUUUACAAGUUGGGACCCUUUCUCUUGGAAGUCCAGAUAUUAAUCAGACAUUUGGGGCUUCGAUCAAAAUCAACGCGACCUUCAUCACCAGCUACCUCUACGAGCAGGAGGGGUCCACGAAAAUACCAUCAUAUUCCUAUGGAAUGCAUAUUGGCUCCGCAUCUCUGGGAAUCCCUGGCUCACUUCAUCUGGGAGGUUAUGAUCAGAAUAGGGUCAUUGGAAACGUGUCCGCUCAGUCGUUUUCAAGUGGAAGCUUCCCGAUCGAAAUGUACGAUAUGAGUAUUGGAGUGGCAGAAGGCGGAUCGCCUUGGAAUUACUCCAACAAAACAGGUCUCUUGGCAAAGGGAAAUUCCUCCCUGGAUGCCGGUCUCAAGAUUGUUGUGGACCCAGUCAACCCAUACAUAUAUCUGCCUCGAAGCACAUGUGAUGCGAUAGCCGCUGAGUUACCCGUCAUAUACCAACCUGAUUAUGGCCUCUAUUUUUGGAACACAUCCGACUCGCAGUACGACAAAAUUGUGACCUCUCCAAGUUAUGUGGCAUUCACGUUUAGCAUGAAUAGCCGCAAUAACGAAGACAUCACGAUCAAGGUCCCCUUCGCUCUCCUAAAUCUCACACUAGAGGCCCCGCUUGUGAAGACGCCGAUGCAAUACUUCCCAUGCAUGGCCACCAACAGCACCCCUGCUCUAGACCGCGCUUUUCUCCAAGCAGCCUUUGUCGGCGUUAAUUGGCUUGGUGGGAAGUGGUUUUUGGCCCAAGCACCAGGACCUGAUGGCUCUUUUAUUGUCAAUACAGUGACAAUAGGGGACAAUGAAUCCACCAUUUCGGGGUCUUCCAACAGUUGGAAAAACACCUGGAAGAACACCUGGAAUUUGAUUCCUACAAAUUCGAACUCGAAAACGACCAAGAUGGAUACCGAAACAAGCAGCUCAACUACUGGCAGCAAUGGUCUCUCCACAGCUGUCAAGAUUGGCAUCAUCGUUAGUUGUACUGUAGGCGGCGUGUUGAUGAUUGCUAUUUGUUGUGGGCUCUGCAUUCGCCACCGUCGACAGCAGGAGAAAUCGCUCAAUCGGGAUCAGAAUAAUGCAGCCAACGGGCGAUUUGACCAAUGGUCUUCAGCACAUCAAUCGACGCUUGUGGAAGCUGCCGAUAAUAAAUGGAACCGACUAAAUGAAUUGCACCACAGCCACCAAAUAUACGAGAUGCGCUCGGAGAGAGGUCCUUUUUAUGAGAUGGGCCCAGAGAAAGGUCCUAUAGUUGCAAUCGGUCAUAAAAAGGUAGUUCAGCAUGGCCGCUUCGAGUUGCCAGAGCAAACGUCCGUCUUCGGGUCUUCUAAAUUUAUCUGA